Messenger RNA from Ipomoea nil (Japanese morning glory), 2911 nucleotides. Its product is annotated as calcium permeable stress-gated cation channel 1-like. Gene Ontology annotation, molecular function: calcium-activated cation channel activity. Bases 391 to 2709 code for a protein of 772 amino acids. The record is from RefSeq and is a predicted model, not a curated record. Gene Ontology annotation, cellular component: plasma membrane. The transcript is spliced from 12 exons. Lineage: Eukaryota; Viridiplantae; Streptophyta; Magnoliopsida; Solanales; Convolvulaceae.
GUGAUAAAGAUUCAGUUCCCCAGGAAAAACGCUUAGAACGGCACCGCCCCCAUGUUCUUCUAGUCUCUUCGAAGCUCAGCAAACACUCUUCUUUCUUCUCCUUUUUCUCCUUUGCUGAUAACGAGGCCAUAGUAGAUUGUUGGGACCAUUCGUUUCUUGAGUUUUUACAGAGAGAUUUGGCUGUAUUUCGCGUUGCUUCGAGUUCAAAGUGGAGGGUUCACUGAGAUUUCGUUCAUCUCUUCGAUCGGAGGGCUCUCGUUACGGCUCUAUUCCGCUCCUUGCUUCCUCCUUUACUGCUUCGCAGUGAAUAGCCGUGAAAGUUGUUCUGGUUUGGCUUGUUUAUAAGACCGAAUGUCUGAAAAGAAGCUCUGUUGUUUAUGCCGCUGCUAGAUGGCGACGUUUGCAGAUAUAGGGCUUGCAGCUGCUAUUAACAUUCUUACUGCGCUUAUAUUCCUUGUUGCAUUCGCAAUUAUACGCCUUCAGCCCGUUAACGAUAGAGUCUAUUUCCCGAAAUGGUAUCUCAAGGGGUUGAGAGAUAGCCCCACGCACUCUGGGGCGUUGUUAAAGAGGUUUGUCAAUUUGGAUUGGAGAGCUUACGUGAGGUUUCUGAAUUGGGUGCCCGAUGCACUUAGAAUGCCCGAACCCGAGCUUAUUGAACAUGCUGGACUUGACUCUGCGGUAUAUUUGAGGAUUUACUUGCUAGGGCUUAAGAUUUUUGUUCCUUUGGCAUUGCUCUCAUGGUCUAUCCUCGUACCUGUUAACUGGACCAAUAACACCUUGAAUCGAUCGGAUUUAACCCACAGUGACAUUGAUAAGCUCUCUAUUUCUAACGUUCCACUUGGAUCACCCAGGUUUUGGACUCAUAUAGUAAUGGCAUAUGCUUUUACGUUUUGGACAUGCUAUGUUCUUCGAAUGGAGUAUAAAAAAGUUGCGGAUAUGCGUCUCCAGUUUCUAGCUUUGCAAGGGCGCCGCCCUGAUCAAUUUACGGUCCUUGUGAGGAAUGUUCCCCCAGACCCUGAUGAAUCAGUCAGUGAAGCGGUGGAGCAUUUUUUCCUGGUUAAUCAUCAAGAUAAUUAUUUAACGAAUCAGGUUGUAUACAAUGCAAACAAACUUGCGAAAUUGGUCGAGCAAAAGAAAAGUAAUCAAAAUUGGCUAGAUUAUUACCAGUUAAAAUAUUUGAGAGGGAAUCAAUCGAAACGCCCCAGAAUGAAGACUGGUUUUCUUGGCCUCUGUGGGCAGAAAGUGGAUGCAAUCGAUCAUCAAAUUGCUGAGAUUGAAAGAUUAUCGAAAGAAAUUGAGGAGGAAAGAGAUCGGGUUAAAAACGAUGCAAAAGCUAUCAUGCCGGUAGCAUUUGUCUCCUUUAAAACUCGAUGGGCGGCCGCGGUUUGUGCGCAAACACAACAAUCCCGGAACCCGACAUUGUGGCUGACAGAGUGGGCCCCAGAGCCACGUGAUGUAUACUGGGAAAACCUGGCGAUUCCCUAUGUUUCACUGACGAUUAGGAAGCUCAUAAUCGGAGUUGCCUUCUUUUUCCUCACGUUCUUUUUCAUGAUUCCAAUCACGUUUGUCCAAUCUCUCGCUAAUAUCGAAGGAAUCAGGAAAAAGUUACCAUUUUUGAAGGAAAUCAUCGACACACCUUUCGUCAAGUCAUUCAUUCAAGGUUUUCUCCCCGGGAUUAUUUUAAAGAUUUUCCUCAUACUUCUACCGACUAUAUUGAUGCUGAUGUCCAAAUUUGAAGGCUUUACGAGCAAAUCAUCUUUAGAGCGAAGAUCCGCGUCCCGAUAUUAUAUUUUCAACUUCGUGAAUGUUUUUCUUGGUAGCGUAAUUGCUGGAGCUGCGUUUGAACAAUUAAACAGUUUCAUCCAUCAAUCCGCAGACGAGAUCCCUAAAACCAUUGGUGCUGCGAUCCCGAUGAAAGCGACUUUUUUCAUAACCUAUAUAAUGGUUGACGGGUGGACUGGAAUUGCCGGGGAGGUCUUGAGGUUGAAAGCGUUGAUACUCUUCCAUCUGAAGAAUAGUUUUUUGGUUAAGACCGAAAAGGAUCGGGAGGAUGCGAUGAAUCCCGGGAGCCUUUGUUUCAAUUUUAACGAACCUCGAAUACAAUUAUACUUCCUAUUAGGCCUCGUCUAUGCUGCUGUCACGCCUAUCCUUCUUCCCUUCAUUCUCGUAUUCUUUGCCUUCGCAUACGUCGUGUUUCGGCAUCAGAUUAUAAAUGUAUACAACCAAGAGUAUGAAAGUGCGGCAGCGUUCUGGCCUGAUGUCCACGGAAGGAUCAUAUUCGCGUUAAUCUUCUCGCAGGUCUCGACAUUGGGAUUGUUAAGCACAAAACACGCUGCUCAGUCUGCUCCAUUCCUCAUCGUCCUUCCGGUAUUAACCAUCACGUUCCAUUUGUACUGCAAAGGGCGCUACGAAUCUGCUUUUACCAAACAUCCACUACAGGAAGCCAAGAUGAAAGACACUUUAGAACAAGCAAGGGAACCGAACUUCAACCUAAAACCGUACCUUCAAGACGCAUAUAUCCAUCCCGUUUUCAAAGGCAACGAGGACGAGUAUGACUACGACGGCAUCAGCGAAAAGGCGGACGAAGAGAACGUGCUGGUCCAAACGAAACGUCAGUCUCGGAAAAACACCCCAGCUCCCAGCAAAGGCAGCGGUGGCUCCUCGCCAUCGUUUCGGGUGGAGGUGAUUCAUGAAAAGGAAAAACCUUGAUCUUUUUAUAUACACUGCAAAAUGUGAUAUACUAGGUACCACCGCCAUGUAAAUUAUAGCAAGAGCUUUUCUUUCAAAAUUUUGUGUGUAUAAUCAUGUAGUUGCAGGUUCACCAUGUGGAGACUUUUUUCCCUACUGGUUCACCAACUGGAAAGGCAUAAUUCAUCAAUGGGAAGUGUGUGAUUCAUUCUUUUACUCUGUU